UCAAUUUUUUACCAUGAACCAGGCAUCAGCCAUGCUUGUGUUCUCUCUCCUCCUCAUAAACCUCUUCACCUUCACCAUUUCACAUUCCACACCCUCUCUCUCUCUAAACUCAACAGACCAACAAGCUCUUUUCUCCUUCAAAACCCACAUAACCCAAGACCCCAACAGAGCUUUGGACUCAUGGAACCACACCAUCUCUCUCUGCAACUGGAAAGGAGUUCUAUGUGACCCCAUUACACAGAGAGUUCGAGCUCUAGACCUCCAUGACUUGAGCUUGCAAGGCACCAUUACACCACAAAUAGGUAACCUCUCUUCUCUUGAGACUCUCUUUCUUCAAGAAAACAACCUUCAAGGUUCUCUCCCUCUAGAGAUUGGUUCUCUAUUUGAAUUGCAAACACUGAACCUUAGUUUCAAUUCACUCAGUGGAAAUAUUCCAGCCAGUAUUACCAAGUGUUCUAAGCUCAGAGUAUUGAAUCUCCAUGAAAACCAAUUUAGAGGAAGCUUUCCAAGUGAAUUUGAUCAGUUAAAAGACCUUGAAUUCUUAAGCAUUUAUAAUAACAGGUUAACAGGAAACAUCCCACCUUCAUUAGGCAACCUCACUUCUCUCACAUUCCUCUCUCUUUCUAGAAACAGGUUCUAUGGAACCAUACCAGAGAGCUUGGGCAAGCUCAAGAAGCUAUGGAAGUUACAGCUCUGUGGAAAUAAUCUUACAGGAACCGUUCCUCCUUCUCUCUACAAUAUAUCAUCUCUCCUCUACUUUUCGCUCACUAACAAUAAGAUUCAGGGGAGCUUGCCUCAUGACAUGGGCUUCAAGCUCCCCAAUCUACAAGAGCUUCUCUUUGGUGGGAACCGAUUUCAUGGGGUUUUUCCAGUUUCUUUGACAAAUGCUACUGGUUUCAGGGUCCUGGACUUAUCAGCUAACAAUCUUGUUGGGCCUCUGCCAUUAAUGUUCGGGAAUUGGCCGAAUCUUACUCGUUUGAAUCUAGAGAGAAAUGGGUUCUCUAGUUCAGAGGAAAAAGGCUUGAGCUUUAUUGAUUCUCUCUCUAAUUGCACCAAACUAGAGAUAUUAUCGGUGUUUUCGAAUAGGUUGACUGGUAUUUUGCCUGGUUCUGUUUCUUCUCUCUCUACCCAACUCUCACAGUUUCUUAUGGGAGAUAACCAUAUAUCAGGUUCUCUUCCAACUGACUUAGACAAGCUCAUAAAUCUCAAAUCUCUCGAUUUAAGCUCAAAUCUAUUAUCUGGAACUAUUCCAACUAGUAUUGGUAGUCUAAAGAAUUUGCAGAUAUUGUUUUUGAAUAAGAACCAAUUUUCAGGAGAAAUCCCAUGUUCAAUUGGGGAGAUCACUGGCUUAACCAAGCUUGAUUUGAGUAACAAUAGGCUAUCAGGAAGAAUUCCAAAGAAUCUCGGAAGAUACCGAAAUAUCAUGAUCCUUAGCCUCUCUGCAAAUGAGCUCAAUGGAACCAUCCCAGAAGAAAUUUUCAGUCUCUCUAGCCUGGCAGAAGCCUUAAACUUAUCUUCAAAUUCUCUAAGUGGAAUCUUGCCUCUGCAAUUUGGGAAUCUUAACAUGGUUCAAGCUAUCGAUCUCUCGAGAAAUCGGAUAUCGGGCCGAAUUCCCGAUACAAUUGGAAAUUGUGUAGGCCUGCAAUCUCUGGAUUUGCAUGGGAACUCAUUUGAAGGCCCGAUUCCUGAUUCUAUGACAAAAUUGACUGGUUUAACUGAGCUCGAUCUCUCUUCGAACCAUCUAUCAGGGAGAAUCCCAGAGCCUCUGCAAGAGCUUCAGUUCCUUCGUAGCUUGAAUCUCUCUUACAACAAUCUCGAAGGAGAAAUUCCGGAAGGUGGGUCUUUCAAGAAUCUUAAUUCAACAUCAUUCUUAGGAAAUUCCAGGCUCUGUGUUGUUAGAGAGAGAGAGAACUUGCCUCUAUGCUCAGGGUCAAGAGCCCCUAAAAAUGAUGAGAAAAGGGUAGGCCUCACUGAAUCGAUCCUCAUUAUUUGCUCUCCAGUUGUUGCAGUUAUCAUAUUUGUGACGGUUUAUUUGUUCGUGAGAAAGGAAUCGAGCAAGGUUUCCUCAGAGCCAGAUUUAAUGGAGGAGGACUAUCAGAGAAAGAUCUCAUAUGAAGAGCUCUACACUGCAACUGAUGCUUUCAGUGAAUCGAGAUUAAUGGGUAUCGGCAAUUUUGGUUCAGUAUAUGAGGGGAUCCUAAAUGAUGGACUAAAAGUUGCAGUCAAGGUCCUAAAUUUACGGAGGCAUGGAGCUUUCAAGAGCUUUAUUGUGGAGUGUGAAACUCUGAGAAAUGUCAGGCACAGGAACCUGGUGAAGAUAAUCACCUCGUGCUCGAGCAUCGAUUUCAGAAGCAAUGAGUUCAAAGCUCUCGUGUUUGAAUUGAUGUCGAACGGGAGCCUCGAAAAUUGGCUCCACCCAUUCGAGGGUUCUAGUGAGAGAAGUCAAUUGAUGAGCUGCAACAACUCAAUGAGUUCUAGUGAGGGAAUUCGAACCUGCAAUCCCUCAGUGAAUUCCAGUGAGAGAAUUCAUGAGCACACCUCAAAUCAGUUAAUGGUUAUCAGUGAGAUGAAUUAUAAGUGCAUUUCUGAUCCCUCUCCAAUGAGUUCUAAAGAGAGAAUUCAAAGGAACGCAUCCAAUUCGUUCAUGGGUUGUAGAGAGAGGAUUCAAGAGAACAUUUUGAACCAGAGCUUGAGCCUUAAUCAGAGGCUCAACAUAGUGAUGGACGUGGCUUCAGCCAUGGAUUAUCUGCACAAUGAUUGCCAAAACCCGAUAAUCCACUGUGAUUUGAAGCCAAGCAAUGUGCUCUUGGAUGAUUCCAUGAAUGCACAUGUUGCAGAUUUUGGACUAUCAAGAUUCUUACCUGCUCCAGAUCUACGGACCAGCACUCUUGGGCUUAAAGGAUCAGUUGGUUACAUCCCUCCAGAGUAUGGACUAGGGGGAGAGGUAUCAACAGCUGGAGAUGUUUACAGUUAUGGAAUUUUGUUACUUGAAAUUUUCACAGGGAAGAGACCAACAGACAACAUGUUUACUGAUGGUUUGAACCUACCCAACUUUGUUAGUCUCAAAUUUCCUGAUCAAAUAAUGGAGAUUAUUGACUCAAGACUAGUGGAAGAGGUGGGUGGCAGAAAAAGCACAGGAGAUGGCAGGACCAUGUCAAAGAAAAGAAAAUGGGAGCAAAGCUUGGUUUCAUUGAUUAGAAUUGGCUUGAUGUGUGCCAAAGAAAAUUCUAAAGAGAGAAUGAAUAUGAGAGAAGUGGUGAAAGAAUUGAGGAAGGUUAAAGUCAUGGGGGACAUUUGAAAGGGUCUUGUUUGAAGUCAUGAGGUUUCAUAAUAUAACUUAUAAAAGAUAGUAUGAGAUGGAGAAAAUUGUUUUUUUUAUGUUA
Molecule: messenger RNA, 3383 nt
Organism: Amborella trichopoda
Lineage: Eukaryota; Viridiplantae; Streptophyta; Magnoliopsida; Amborellales; Amborellaceae
Product: receptor kinase-like protein Xa21
Biological process (GO): protein phosphorylation
Molecular function (GO): ATP binding; protein binding; protein kinase activity
Source: RefSeq, a predicted model, not a curated record